AUGGCAGAUGAAGUGGUUGUGUUGGAUAACUCGGUUAGCAUAUUUGGGAAGAGAGUUAGAAUUGCAUUAGCUGAAAAGGGUGUUAAGUAUGAGUACAAGGAAGAGGAUCUCAGGAACAAGAGCCCUUUGCUUCUUCAGAUGAACCCUAUUCACAAGAAAAUUCCAGUUCUCAUUCAUAAUGGCAAACCCAUUUGUGAAUCUGCAAUUAUUGUGCAAUACAUAGAUGAGGUCUGGAACGACAAGGCUCCACUCAUGCCCUCUGAUCCUUACCAGAGAGCUCAAGCCAAAUUUUGGGUAGAUUUCAUUGACCAAAAGUUGUAUGAAAGUUGGAAGAAAAUGUGGCUUUCUAAAGGAGAAGAGCAUGAAGCUGGGAAAAUGGGGUUGGUCUCUAGCUUUAAGAUACUAGAAGAGACCUUGGGUGACAAACCUUUUUAUGGGGGUGACACAUUUGGGUUUCUUGAUGUUGGUUUUAUCCCUUUCGCUAGUUGUUUUUAUACUUUUGAGAUGUUUGGCAACUUCAAAAUGGAAGAGGAGUUUCCUAAACUCUUGGCUUGGGCUAAGAGAUGCAUGCAAAAAGAGACUGUGUUCAAAUCACUUCCUGAUGAAAAGGUGAUGUAUGAUCGUGCUUUAGCCUACAAAAAAUCACUUGGAUUGGCAUAG
This is a messenger RNA of Abrus precatorius (Indian licorice), 660 nucleotides long. RefSeq names its product glutathione S-transferase 3-like. The transcript has 2 exons. Bases 1 to 660 code for a protein of 219 amino acids. Lineage: Eukaryota; Viridiplantae; Streptophyta; Magnoliopsida; Fabales; Fabaceae. The record is from RefSeq and is a predicted model, not a curated record. Gene Ontology annotation, biological process: glutathione metabolic process. Gene Ontology annotation, cellular component: cytoplasm. Gene Ontology annotation, molecular function: glutathione transferase activity.